UGGUGCGGAGGUGCUGGUAACUCUGGUGCCUCUCUUUUGUGUGUGGAACUCGUUGGGAGAAGUUAACUUGGAAACUGUGAUAGUUUUAAGACUAACGUGCGUACGAAUAGUUUCUUCUGGUGUUAUUCAGUCAAUAGUAUAUCAUUCCAAUAACAAGUGCGCAAGUUUGGGUGUAAUCAUAAGUAAAGAAAAAGGAGGCCCAAGUCGUUGUUGCAGUCACAGAGCCCACAGCUGGUUUUCACCAGCCACCUCUUCCUCUCGGUGGAGCCGCGGCGACACAACAAAAUGGCUGCUUCACAUUGUUAGACUGUGCGCUGGUCCACCGUAUUGGGUGUGAGGCAAAAAUUUGACUUUUGUGAGCGAUUGACUUGGUUUUCUUACCAUCAUCUCUCCCCUUUCUUUUCUUUUUUGCCCAAAAUUUGUUUUUUGGUAUUCUGGUUCGACUUAUAAAUAUUCUAUCUAUUACUCGCGUUUUGCGAUAACUUUGGUAAUAAAAUGUCGAGCCUAGUAAGGCCUCCCGAGUUCGUGAUUGCACAGAAAUACCGUCUCGUCAGAAAAAUUGGCAGCGGUUCUUUUGGAGACAUUUACCUUGCAAUCAAUAUUGCCACCGGAGAGGAAGUUGCAGUGAAAUUGGAGCCCAUGAAAGCAAGACAUCCUCAAUUGUUGUAUGAGAGUAAACUUUAUAAAGUCUUGCAAGGUGGCCUCGGUAUUCCACACAUAAGAUGGUACGGUCAAGAAAGAGAUUACAACGUCUUGGUGAUGGAUCUUUUGGGACCCUCUUUAGAGGACCUGUUCAACUUCUGUUCUCGUCGUUUCACGAUGAAGACGGUAUUGAUGCUAGCAGACCAGAUGAUUGGUCGGAUCGAAUAUGUCCAUUCGAAAAAUUUCAUUCAUCGCGAUAUAAAACCCGAUAAUUUCCUUAUGGGUAUUGGCCGUCAUUGUAACAAGUUAUUCCUGAUAGACUACGGCCUUGCAAAGAAGUAUCGUGAUUCGCGCACCCGCCUCCACAUUUCGUACCGAGAGGACAAAAACCUGACGGGAACAGCCCGCUAUGCUUCCAUAAAUGCCCAUUUAGGCAUUGAACAAAGCCGUCGCGACGACAUGGAGUCCAUGGGCUAUGUGUUGAUGUACUUCAAUCGUGGUAGCCUGCCCUGGCAGGGGCUCAAGGUGGGUAAGGCGGCCACCAAGAAACAAAAAUAUGAGAAAAUUAGCGAGAAGAAAAUGUCAACUCCCGUAGAAGUCCUCUGCAAGGGCUUCCCAGCAGAAUUUGCCAUGUACUUGAAUUAUUGCCGUGGUUUACGCUUCGAGGAGCAGCCCGAUUAUAUGUAUCUGAGGCAGUUGUUCCGGAUUUUAUUCCGCACACUAAACCAUCAGUACGACUACACCUUCGACUGGACCAUGCUUAAACAAAAGGCAGCGGCCUCGGCUGCAGUCAUGGGAGGUAGCUCAUCACAGGCAACGCAACCCCUUCUAGUCCCAGCAGACGAUCGGGAACUGCGUGAGGUACGUGAGCGAGAGGUGGCCGCUCGCAAGUGACUGGCUGGCAGCGGGGGGCGGGGUACGGUCGAUAGGGAGGCGGAACCCAAGGCGCCCAAAGCCGCCAGAACUCAGGAGGAUGGCGACAACGAUCCGGGAGUAUCGCCUGCCGACACCCGUCCGCCAGUGAUGACCAACACCCCCACCGACAAGCGCGUUCUGCGCUCGGCCUCCCGCAGAGGAAAAUGAUAGCGUUCACAUUGUCUGUUGAUUUGUUGGAAUGAAUUUGCAACAACCACCACAAAAAGAAACAUAACAAACACCUUAAACAUAUUUUUUUUUUUUUUUUUUUUUCGUCGCGAUUUCAUUAGGUUUAAGAUUUCAGUAAAGAAACCAAACCAAACCUUGUGGUUUUCAAGCAGCGAUUGUAUUUUCUUGUAAUUGUCCUCGAGUGAAUCCCUGUUUCCUGUAAUUCAUUUUUAAAUUGCUAGUUUUUUUUUUUUUUUCAAUUUUUUUUCUAUUUUUGUUUUGUUGAAUUCGCUAUAUCAUCAACAUCCAUCUACCAGCAACACAAACCGUUCAAUUUUACAUAGCUGUUGGCGGAAACCAAUGUAGUGUUUAUCGAUUCCCAUCCAUAAUAAUUUGUCAUCCUUAAGAAAAAGUGAUUCAUUUCUUUCGGUAACGUUUGCACUUCUGUUUCGAUAAUCAUUCUGUGGAAUUCACGUCGAAAAAUUGGGUUAGAACCAACUCCACCAUCAAUUGUAUCGGAAUUCCUCUUGUGGUCUUGAUCACUUCUAUUAUUACCCUACCGUACUUUCACUCCUUUGUUUCUAUUGGAAACGAAGUUGUUCGCUCGGUUUGAUGAAAACUAAUGCUGCUGUCACCUCUCCCUUUUGGUUAUGUUUCCUCCGUAAAGCAAUCCGUUCUUACUUCGACUUUGGGGGCAGAAUACACUUUUUUGAAAAUAA
Messenger RNA from Daphnia magna, 2444 nucleotides. Its product is annotated as casein kinase I. Gene Ontology annotation, biological process: peptidyl-serine phosphorylation; signal transduction; negative regulation of canonical Wnt signaling pathway. Gene Ontology annotation, molecular function: protein serine/threonine kinase activity; ATP binding. Gene Ontology annotation, cellular component: cytoplasm; nucleus. Lineage: Eukaryota; Metazoa; Arthropoda; Branchiopoda; Diplostraca; Daphniidae. The coding region runs from base 496 to 1536 and encodes 346 amino acids. The transcript is spliced from 8 exons. The record is from RefSeq and is a predicted model, not a curated record.